This is a messenger RNA of Sitodiplosis mosellana (orange wheat blossom midge), 487 nucleotides long. Its product is annotated as transmembrane protein 234 homolog. The record is from RefSeq and is a predicted model, not a curated record. The transcript has a single exon. Lineage: Eukaryota; Metazoa; Arthropoda; Insecta; Diptera; Cecidomyiidae. Bases 55 to 447 code for a protein of 130 amino acids.
AAACCAAGUAAAUGUAUAAAAAUAGCUUCACAAUCGCAAUUAAUCGUAAAUAAGAUGCAGUUGAAUGAAAUAGUGCCAUUUGUUGCGGUUGGAUUUCUUUGGGGUGUUACAAAUCCAUUGAUCAAGCGCGGUUCUUCGGGCAUACAUUCGACCACAGAGAAUACUAACAAUAGACUAUAUCAAGCAUUAUUAGAGCUCAAAUUUUUAGUGCUCAGAUGGCAAUAUAUUUUACCAUUUUUGCUCAAUCAAAGCGGCAGUUUGCUCUAUGUGUACGCACUACAAGGCUCUGAAAUUUCACUGGCCGUCCCAAUCGCACAGUCAUGCACAUUCCUAUUCACAACACUAACCGCUCUGGGCUUGCGGGAGCAGAUGCCAAACAAAUUAUCGUUUUUCGGAAUUGCACUCAUUUCUAUCGGAAUCAAUAUUUGCAUCUUUUCGAAAAUGUAGACUAUUUUCAUGCCCAAUAAACAAUUGUUUUAUUAAAAGA